AUGGCGGGUUACAGAGCCGACGACGACUACGACUAUCUCUUCAAGGUAGUUCUGAUCGGAGACUCAGGCGUAGGUAAAUCUAAUCUUCUUUCUCGGUUCACGAAGAACGAGUUCAAUCUCGAGUCCAAAUCCACCAUUGGUGUUGAAUUCGCUACUCGUACUUUAAAUGUUGAUUCCAAAGUCAUUAAGGCUCAGAUCUGGGAUACUGCUGGACAAGAGAGGUAUCGUGCCAUCACCAGUGCUUACUAUCGCGGGGCAGUUGGUGCACUUCUUGUAUACGAUGUCACACGCCAUGCAACAUUUGAAAACGUCGACAGAUGGCUGAAAGAACUGCGAAACCACACAGAUUCCAACAUUGUUGUGAUGCUUGUUGGCAACAAAGCAGAUCUUCGUCACCUUGUUGCCGUAUCAACUGAAGACGGAAAGUCUUAUGCUGAGAAAGAAUCACUUUACUUUAUGGAAACCUCAGCUCUCGAGGCUACUAAUGUAGAGAGUGCAUUUGCUGAAGUUUUGACUCAAAUCUACCAUAUCGUUAGCAAGAAAACGGUAGAGGGUGCUGAAAAUGGAAAUGCAUCUGUGCCGGCCAAAGGAGAGAAAAUAGAUCUUAAAAAUGAUGUCUCUGCCUUGAAGAGAGUUGGUUGCUGCUCAAGCUAA
Molecule: messenger RNA, 654 nt
Organism: Lathyrus sativus (Indian pea)
Lineage: Eukaryota; Viridiplantae; Streptophyta; Magnoliopsida; Fabales; Fabaceae
Source: the annotation of a GenBank genome assembly